AUGGCCAAGUCCGACAAGAAGAAACGUCAUCAAAAUGGCAAAAAAUACACGACCAAGAAGAAUCGAAACGUCAUCGCACAGCAAAUUCGUUCCACCAAGUCCCAGACCAACGCCAUUUUCUCCCUCACGUCGUCUUUCAAUCCAAAUCCCAAAACUUUAGGCCCUUUCAGUGACCGGCAACGCAUUUUAGUGGUCGGCGAUGGUGAUUUUUCCUUCUCGUUGUCUCUUGCAGUCUUUUUGGGAGGGAAAAAUCUAGUCGCCACUUGCUAUGAUUCGAAGCUGGAACUGAAGGAAAAAUACUCGAGUGCAUUGCUUAAUUGCGAUGCGCUGGAGACAGCAGGGGCUCAAGUGCACUUUGAUGUAAAUGCGACGUGUCUGGACAAGGAAAAGUGGCUCCAUGUCGCUCAACGAUUCGACGCAAUUGUCUUUAAUUUUCCGCAUCUUGGUGGCUCGACGGAGGCAGAUGUGGCGAAUAACCAAAAAUUGCUCAGGGGAUUCUUCAACUCGACUCGGCAGUAUCUGCACCCGACCCGUGGACAAGUGCUUGUGUCGCUGCGUAAUACGCUAUUCUAUAACCGCUGGAAAAUUCAAGAGCAGGCUGCGGUAAAUGGCUUCCAGCUGAAACGGACGGAGGUGUUUGACGCGAGUAUUUACGCAGGCUACGAGCCACAGCGUACCCACCCGGCAUCAUUCAGGGGCGAGCCACCAUCUACAAAUGGAGCUCACUACUUUAUCUUUAGUUUGGACAAGAGCAUUAUAGAGAUGGAUUCAGGUCAAAAGUCCUUUCAACCGUCAGAAAAUGUCGAGCAGGCUCGCGGGAGUGCUACGAAACAGGGAGUGCUGGAAACGAAAAUGGCUGCAAUGUCCACAAAAAUGACUUGUCAACCCUGUGGUCUCACAUUUCGAGAUGUAAAGAAAUACAAUGGACAUAUAAAUUCGGCCAAGCAUGCGAAGAAGGUCAAGGCACUGAAAAAGAAGCACUAA
This is a messenger RNA of Peronospora farinosa, 984 nucleotides long. NCBI's taxonomy places the organism in Eukaryota, Oomycota, Peronosporomycetes, Peronosporales, Peronosporaceae. The record is from the annotation of a GenBank genome assembly.